GAUUAAAAGAUCGAAGUGUUAAGCGACCCAAUCCACUUCCACAGAGCUACACCGUCAGUCGGAUCCGGCCAUGGCCAUGGCAUCUCCAAACAACAAAGCGCUGGAGCGGUACAAGAGCGCCGUGACGGUGGCCACCUCCGUGGUGGGCGCGGCCAUGCUGCUGCGCCGGCUGAUAGCCGACAUCCUCCCAGGCACGGCCCUGGGCGGGCUGCUCCUCCUGCCGCCCGCCUCCGCCCGUCGCCACGUGGUGCUCAUCGAGGAGUUCGACGGCGCCCUGUACAACCGGGUCUUCCUGGCGGCCAGGGCGUACGUCUCCACGCUCCUGGCCGCGGCGCCGUCCGUGCCGCUCAUGAAGGCCAGCCUGCCGCGCGGUUCCGGCGCGGAGCACGUCCUGCUGGCCAUGCGCCCCGGCACGGCGGUCGUGGACGCGUUCGGCGGGGCGCAGCUCACGUGGCGCCUGAGCAGGAAGCACGACGGCAGCAGGCGGCGUGCCGCGGCGGAGGACGCGCGCGAGGUGUUCAAGCUGAGCUUCGAGGCGCGGCACAAGGACAUGGUGCUCGGGUCGUACCUGCCGGCCGUCAUGGCCCGGGUCGAGGCCAUGUCCCAGGAGCAGAGGCAGACCAAGCUGUACAGCAACGAGUGGGGCAAGUGGCGGACCGUGAGGCUCCGCAACGCGUCCACGCUCGCGACGGUGGCCAUGGACGGCGGGCUGCGGGAGGCCGUGGUGGACGACCUGGACAGGUUCUUGACCCGGAAGGAGUACUACCGGCAGACAGGGAGGGCGUGGAAGAGGGGUUACCUGAUCCACGGGCCGCCGGGCACCGGCAAGUCCAGCCUCGUCGCGGCCAUCUCCAACCACCUCCAUUUCGACGUGUAUGACCUCGACAUCGGCGGCGUCAGGUCCAACACCGAGCUGAGGAAACUGCUGAUCCGGAUGAAGAACAGGUCCAUACUGUUGGUCGAGGAUGUCGAUUGCGCCCUUACCACGACGCCGCGGAGAGACGUGAACGGAGAAGGCCCCGAUGGAAGCAGCCCGGCGUCCAAGAAUCACAAGGUCACUCUGUCGGGGCUGCUCAACAUGGUGGACGGCCUCUGGUCCAGCAGCGGCCAGGAGCGCAUCCUCAUCUUCACCACGAACCACAAGGACCGGCUGGACCCGGCGCUGCUCCGGCCCGGCCGGAUGGACAUGCACGUCCACAUGGGCUACUGCGGCUUCGUCGCCUUCAGGGAGCUCGCGGCCAACUACCACGGCGUCCACGACCACCCGCUUUUCGCCGAGAUCGAGGUGCUGCUUCGAGAGGUGGAGGUUGCGCCGGCGGAGGUCGCCGAGAAGCUGCUCGCGACCGACGACGCCGACGCCGCUGUCGAGAUGGCCGCGAAGCUGCUGAGGGACAGGAAGGCGGGCACCGGGGAAGAUGCCGGGUACAUCAAGCAGAAGCUGCACGUAGGGCCUAGGCGCCCGCGUCGGCAGCCGGCGCCGGCGCCUCGUCGUGGCGUCGUGGGUGCUGCAAGACGAGUGGUGCUCGACGAGGAAGUUGGUGGCUCCUCGCGACGAGGGGGCCGUGGAUCAGGGACAGCGCGGCGUGGCCGAGGUGGAGUGCGCGGACGUGGACGGCGGUAAACAAACCUAGUACUGUACCAAACGCCAGCUGCCGUGACAAUCAGCACAUGCCACUACAUACGGAUGGAUCUUUUGUAAAUCUUGUGCACACUAAGGUAGCAUUACAAUGUGCGAUUUGCUAAUUCUCCAUUAAUCGAGAUUUACCUUAGCGCUCGGUCGAUGGAGGGGUAGUUCUUCCGAUUGUUUUAUCAUGUCUUUUUUUUAGCAACAUCCGUCACUUCUAUCAAAUCACCAAAAGACAGGGAAUACAACCGUCCUCAGGCGGAUCACCGAGCCAAAGAUAUCUCC
Messenger RNA from Lolium rigidum, 1909 nucleotides. RefSeq names its product AAA-ATPase At3g50940-like. Gene Ontology annotation, molecular function: ATP binding; ATP hydrolysis activity. NCBI's taxonomy places the organism in Eukaryota, Viridiplantae, Streptophyta, Magnoliopsida, Poales, Poaceae. The transcript is spliced from 2 exons. The record is from RefSeq and is a predicted model, not a curated record. Bases 71 to 1621 code for a protein of 516 amino acids.